CAUGGCAACUCCACCGAGACAGAAGCAGAAGCAGAAGCAGUGAAGAACAAGGUAGAACUCCUCAUGAGAAGAAACACGCAGGGUAGCAUAAGCGACACUGUUUUUCAAAUACUCUCCAUAAUUAACCAACACCCGAAAAACAAAAACGUGUACAUAAAUAAAAAAAUUUUAAUUUCCUUCCACACAUUGUUAAUAAAAAAAAAAUACCAUUUGACCAUUUCCAAGGGGGGCAUAUGCAACGAUCUUCACCCAACCAUCUUUCAUUACAUCCACUACAAUGCCAGUCUGCACUUAAAGCAUUAUCAAUUAAGUAACGUCAGCGAGUUGCUUCGUGGCUUGUCUAAGUACUUGCACAGGGUGAACCCUAGUGAAAGCACUAAACAGUUAGUUGAAAAUAUUUUUUAUUUUCACUUCUUUUCCCACUUUAAUUAUUUUUAUUAUAUUCGAAGAAGGGGGAGUCUCGAUUCGUUUGGUGGGGACCAUGAAGGGGGUGCAUUAUUCCCCAAGAAGAGUGGGCGCAUCUACGAAAGGGAGGAGUUUCCGCCGGGAGGGCACAAAAAGGGUGAGAAUUUUCCCAAAAAGGGUAUUCACACUGAGGGUUAUUGCCACCCCGGGGAGAGGAACCCUUCUGACGGAAUAGCACUCCAGGUGGGGACCCCUCCAAAUGGGAGACUCACCGAAUGUCCACUUAAACCAAGUAGCCGAUGUGGUCAUCCUACUCAGAGGGACCAAGUCACCUUUGGGCACCUCAACAGUUACGUCGUUUUUCUGAGCAACCAUCCGAUGUACGCCUCGGAGAAGGUCCUACACACCAUUUCGUUACUCGCGAAUAAAGUUAUCCAAGGAGAUAUAAGCCCCCAAUUGGCACUCUCCUUUUUGUCCUCAAGCAUGAACAUCUUUGAUAAACAGAAGGGGGACAGGCGGAAGAUCCUCCUGCACAGAAAAGUGAACUACGACAUAUUGUACGCUAUCAUGAGGGAGUGGAACGAGCAAGUGGGGGGAGUAGCCCCAGGGGAAGUAGUCCCAGGAGGAGUAGCCCAGAAGGGGGAGCAACGCAGGAGGGUCCACCCCACAAGUACCCACAUGAACGAUGCAGAGAAGAGCGCCCCUCCACUCUUCGUGCCAAACUUGUGGACCUACUCACAUAUAAUCAAUGUUUUGAAAAUUUUGAAAUUGAAGAAUUUCCUUUCUUCCAAAUUUUCCUUUUCGGGGGACGCGGAAGACUGUCUAGUGCAGCUCUUCAACGGAGCGAUGAGUCUUUUGGGCAGGUUCUUCACUCAUGGUUCCUCUCCCGACAUGACGGGCGAAGAAGUAUGUGCCUCUCCCGAUAUGUUGUGGGCAGAAGUAUGUGCCUCUCCCGAUAUGACGUGGGAAGAAGUAUGUGCCCCUCAUUGGAGCACGGCCCCCACGCAGAACGAGCUCAACAGCAUUGCAACGAUCUACGUCAACAUGGCAAUCCUCCUCAGCGAAGUAAAAAAUUCUUGCACCCUCCGUUCGUCUCUUAUGCCCAUACUGAACAGCUGCUACAGCAUUGUGCGCACCUACUACCCCAUGCUGCACGAAAAUAUGAUCAUAAAUCUGAUCAGGGGAAUGUACUACCAGAUGGCAGCAUACUCGGAGAUGAGUUCGUUUAGAAGUUGUUUCUAUGAAAUGGAGGGAGUGGAGGAGGAAAAAGACGACCCCCCCUAUGGGAACUACCCCUGUGGGAACGACCGCUCAAGGAACGACCGCUCAAGGAAUGGAGAAGCACCACUCGUGGUGCCUAAAGAGGUGUUACACCUCCUUGGGGAGGUAACUAACUGUAUGCUAUUUCCAAGCAGAGAAGAAAAAAGGCUACCCACGAACAAACUGAUAAUAGUGCUGCAUUACCUGCAUAAAGUGAACAACAUUUGCCUUCCCUUCACCAACAACGACAUGCUGAAAGGACGCAUUUUAAAACUUUUGCACGAAAUUGGGAAGCAAAUUAAAAGAGAAGAAGCAACUGUGUCGAAGCACCAUUUAUUAAUAUUGCUCAACAUAGAGUUGUCUCAGCGAGGUGGCCAACUGAAUGUCCCCCUCCUCCACGCAUGUCUUAGCCGUCUGAAAAAUGGCACGUCCGACCUCUUUCAGAACGAAGCGGAGAUCAUUUUAUUUCUCUACUUUUUGAAGAAAUUUCGGGAGGCAACGAAGAUUUAUGUUGACUACAGUCAAAGUGAAAACCCUAGCCAACAAGGUGGCACGUUCCUCUUUUCCAGAGAGGAGACCCCUAACAGGCGCAUUAGUCUAGAUGAGGUCAACAAAAUGGUCACCCAGUUGGCGGAUAAAGUUACUCGUGUGGUUUUCUUCCCCUGGGACGGCACAAAAAUGGGCCCCACCAGGGUGCCCAGCUUGGCCAACUCCGGCAGUUCGCCCAGUUCGCCCUGCUCGCCCAGCCGGUUUAACCAGACACCCCUCACAAAGGGCCCCCCCACAAAAAGGUACCCCCUCAGAGUGUACUUCCUGGCGUAUGAACAUAUCUCCCCAAAUUACCCAAAUGAGGAACUCGUAAAGGAUGCUUUACUGAACCAGUUAACGCGACUCAUGCAGUUUCAAGAGGGGAAUCUAACCGAGGAUGAUUUCUUCUCCAUUAUAUCCUCCCUGUUGAAGCACCGAAUUGUGGACCAUACUGCUUACUUGCUAUAUGACUCUUUUUUGCGGUCACGCGGGGGGCUCCUCCAGAUGAGGUCUGAAGUGAAGUGUGAUAUGAAGUCUGAUAAGAAGUGUGAAGUGAAAUCUGAUAAGAAGCCUGAAGUGAAGCCUGCCAUGAAGUACGUCUUCUUACUGCUGAAGCGCAUUUUGGAGGAAAUGUCCGGGGGGAACUUACUCAACAUAUGCACUCCCGCUUCGCCAUCCCAAGUUGGUGCAGACUCCCCACUGUUAUCCAUCAUAACCACGUCAAGCGAGCUCAUCCUGCAUGAUAAACAGUACAAUGAAAAUUUCCCCUUUUUCAAAGAGAUCUUACACGUCUAUCUGGAGAAGUACCCAUAUUUUGGAGAGAUCAUCCCCCAAUUUAAUCUCUUCCUUUUUGCCUACUUCAACAACGUUGUAUGUACAAUGGAACACUUAAGUGAACAUGAGCUCUGCAGACUGGUAUACCACAUGGCUAGCUUUUACUACACAAUUAAUAAAUUUUCACGUGAUGGGUUAGGUGUAUGCGGGGUAGAGACAAAAAAUAACUCAAGUUGCAUCAUGGUUGCAAAUGAGUGGGGGGAAAAAAAAGAGGUAAAAAUUGGGGACGGCUCCAUCGGUUCGUCACACCGCCUAAUACCUUCGCCUCCCCACAACGGAGCGAAGACGGAUGGUGCCUCCCAUGUGAACAGUCAGGAGGAUACCACCCACCACUCGGGGAAUGACAAAAUGAUCAGUUACAACGAGCAGGACAUGGGAAAGAAACUGCUCCAACAGAUUAACUGCCUCUUGGAUGCAUUAUACACGGAGGAACUAAAACGUCAGGCACGAAAUGAUCACAUGAAAUUAUCACUCAGUAACAUUAUUCAAGUGUUUGUUUCUUUGAAGAAUGUCAAACUGAGACACACCGACUUGAUGCGUGUACUGUCGGAAAGGUGUAUCUCCAUCAUGUUUUCCCAACGGAGGACCAUAAAGCUAGAGCUGCAGAUUCGAUUCCUUAACAGCGUGGUAUUUCUGGACUACCUAAAUGCCGUCGAUGAGGCCUUUCUACGCUUGGCUCCUUACCAUACACGUGUAGCCAACAACACCUCCUUGCAACUGGGGCAUAUCCUCUAUGCACAUUUCCAGCAGCUGCCCAGACAAGCUAUAUACACGCCAAACAUUUCGACGUACCUUCUCAACUUCGUCUCCAUCCUGGAUUAUCUACCCUUCGAGCAUCAGAGAAGAGGUAGUCGGAAAGCCGCAUUUUGGGUUUGUGAACUCCUUCAAAUAUUCUCUCGUAAAGCAGUUGGACGUUCCACGAGCAUCUCUACACAGAGUAGUAAAAACCAUGGGUGUUACUCUCCCUCCAUGACCAAUCUUGACAAGCGAAACGUCCUUUUGCUCCUCAGCCUCCUACACCUGGGUAAGUACUCACAUGUCAACAUUUCGACAUUUCCCCUGACGUUCUUGCAGCAGUUUUAUAGCCAUUUCGUUCUAAGCGAAUUCGCUCACCUCCGUGUAAGUUCAACAGUGAGGUCCUCCUCCACCCAUCAGAGUAUUCACAAAAUUUUUGAGACUUAUCUACGGAAGGAAUUCCCCCGCUAUGAUAUUUACAACGAAGAGGAGGUACUCCUGUUCAAGGUGGACUUGGUGAUCCGGGCGAGGCGGCACAGUGAUGUGCCUACAUGCGUGUGUUGA
Messenger RNA from Plasmodium cynomolgi strain B, 4326 nucleotides. RefSeq lists its product as hypothetical. The transcript has a single exon. The coding region runs from base 64 to 4326 and encodes 1420 amino acids. Lineage: Eukaryota; Apicomplexa; Aconoidasida; Haemosporida; Plasmodiidae. The record is from RefSeq and is a predicted model, not a curated record.